This is a messenger RNA of Gaeumannomyces tritici R3-111a-1, 2526 nucleotides long. RefSeq lists its product as hypothetical. The record is from RefSeq and is a predicted model, not a curated record. Bases 502 to 2334 code for a protein of 610 amino acids. Gene Ontology annotation, molecular function: iron ion binding; oxidoreductase activity, acting on paired donors, with incorporation or reduction of molecular oxygen; monooxygenase activity. The transcript is spliced from 2 exons. Lineage: Eukaryota; Fungi; Ascomycota; Sordariomycetes; Magnaporthales; Magnaporthaceae.
GGUCCUCGCAUGCCACAGCCCGUGACAGGGAGCAAUUCCAUGCUCGCCCCCACGAACUAAUCGAUGAGGUGAGAUGAAGGAUGAACAAUAUGGGAUUGAUGAGAUGGCAGGAUGUGUCCAGCGUCUUAUUAUCUUGUUACCGAUAAGAGCCACAAAUACACACCCAGCCGCUCUGGCAGAUACGAACGAUCCUGUCUCGAGCAGCCCUACUAAACCCUUCACAACAAACAAUUCCACACUUCUUUUCCCCCGCACGUCUGCAGGUGUGGCAGCACCGCCGGCCUGCGCUAGGCUACAUCCGCGUGGCUGCCGUGGGCUGCUACCCUCCUGCACUGGCUUGAGUAUAAAUCGGGUCCGUCUCCGUCGCACGAGCAGCAUGUGUUCACAACAUGGGUUCACGCCUGUUGGCAACCCGCCAACAAACAACCCUCCCCUAGCCCAGUCCAGUUCCCAAACCUCGACGACAGCGACGACGGACGGACAGCAGCAGCAGCAGCAGCCAUGGCCGUCCCGCUCAUCGUCUACCUGGCCGCAGCCGCCGUCGUGUACGGCGUGGUCAAGCUGGUGCGCACGCGGCUCUUCUACCGCAACCUGCCCAAGCCGCCGGGCCACAGCCUCCUCUGGGGCCACCUCAAGCUGUUCGGCGAGAUAUCCAAAAAGUUCCCGCCCAACGUGCACCCCAUGGUGGUGGUGACGUACAUGCGGCGGGCCUACGACCUGCCCGAGGUCUUCUACAUCGACAUGUGGCCGGCCGGCCCGCCCAUCAUGGCCUGCUGCUCGCCCGACGCGGCGGCCCAGGUGACGCAGGUGCAGGUGCUGGGCAAGCACCCCUUCAACGCCGUGGUGCUGGACCCGCUCGUCGGCACCGACUCCAUCCCCGUCGUCGACGGGCCCCGCUGGAAGUUCCUGCACCGCAUGAUCGCCCCGGCCUUCAAGCCCGCAAACGCCCGCGCCCUCGUCGGCACCGCCGCGGGGCAGGGGCUCGUCUUCGCCCGGGACGUCCUGGCCCCGCUCGCCGCCGCCGCCGACGCCUUCUCCAUGGAGGCGGCCGUCUCGCGCCUCGUCUUCGAGGUCAUCGCCCGCUCGCUCAUGGGCGUCCCCUUCGACUCGCAGCGCGACGGGCCGCGCGGGCUCGACCGGCCGUCGACCGUCGACGACCAGCUCGCCGUGCUGGAGAGCCGCCGCAAGUCUGACGACGCGGACGAGACAUCCGCCGCCGCCUGGGAGGACGAGCAGAAGCGGUCCAUGCUGGCCGACAUCCAGUUCCCGCCGCUGGCGCAGCAGGUCGAGACGGCGUGGCUCGCCAACCCCUUACGCCGCCUGCGCCUACGCUCGGCCCGGCUCGCGGCCCUGCGCCGGUCGGGCGCGUGGAUCCGCCGCCGCACGCUGGCGCGGUACCGCGAGGUGCGCGACCAGGGCCUCGUCGUGCCCGAGACGGUGCUGGACAGCUGCCUGAUGGAGCGCGUCGCCCUCGAGAAGGAAGCCGCCGCCUCCGCCUCCUCCUCCUCCUCUGGCAAGGCUCAAGCAGCAGCAGCGACGUCGACUCCUCCCCCACCGCCGCCCGUGUGCCCGCUGCCCCAAGACGAGAGCUGGCUGCACCUGUUCGAGACCAACAUGCGCGCCCUCUUCUUCGGCGCCCAGGGCACCACGACCGACACGCUCUGCUUCGUCUACAUGAUGCUGUCGUGCUACCCGGCCGUCAUGGCCCGCGUGCGCGCCGAGCACGACGCCGUCUGCGGCGCGACGCCCGGCACCAUCGACGACGCCGCCCGCCUGCUGCGCGACGAGCCGCACCGCACCGCCGAGCUGGCCUACACGACGGCCGUCAUCAAGGAGACGCUGCGCAUGUUCCCCGUCGGCUUUGUCGUGCGCCACGACGACAAGAACGCCGACGGCCUCAUGGAGAUCAACGGCAAAAAGUACCCCACAAAGGGCCAGAUGGUGACGCCGGCCACGCACACGGUCCACCACGACCCGGCCGCCUACCCGGACCCCAUGACCUUCCGCCCGGAACGCUGGCUGUCGUCGUCGGCCGACGGCGACCCGCCGCCGCCUCCGCGCAACGCCUUCCGCGCCUUUGAGCGCGGGCCCCGCGCCUGCAUGGGCCGCGAGGUGGCCAUGGACGAGAUGCGCGCCGUGCUGCUGCUGACGGCCCGCUGGUUCGACUUUGAGACGGCCGGGCCCGGCGCCAACGCCAAGCCGCGCGUGCCAGAGGUCACCACGCUCGACGCCGACACCCCCCUGGGCGACUGGGCCUUCCAGGAGCUCAUCAUGGAGGCCAGACCCCGCGGGGGAGCCAUGAUGCGCGUGAGCCGGACCGAGAGGCCGUUGUGAGGUUUGGGCGUGUGUGUGUGUGUGUGUGUCUUGAUCGGGUCGGCACGAGCAUAGGGAGAGUGGACGUGGGAAGAAGAACAAUGUCUCAAGGCGUAUAAAGAAAUGACGAGAAAAUUGAUUAUUCUAUGACCAUGUACAGCGUUGUAGUAACCCGACGUACCCUCCCAUGCCUAGGGUAUGAGGCAAGCCACG